UGAAAAAAAGUGGUGCAAAUUGCGUGACAACGCAGCAUCCUUUUGCGGGAGAUUUUUAGCGCAACAACAGCCUGUCGCUAAGGAAUUCACCUUAGGUGUCCCCCCUCUCCCCCCCUCAGUGGGACAUUAUUUUAAUUUAAACUAAGCUCGGAAAAGGGGGAGGGAAGAAAGCUAGAGAUCCCCCCUCUCCCUCCCACCCUCCGACCCCCCCUCCUUCCGUCAUGUCUCCUUGGACACUGGUCGUGCGUUUUGUGGAGAAGACGACCGCGCAUAUGAACGUGUCCAACAGCCAUUUAACGCAGCGCAGCGCGCGCAGGAUUACUUUUCCAAACAGCGUCUCUGACAUGUAAUCCGGCGUGGUGAUACAUCUGCGUAUCAGGGGGACAUCCAUAUUCCUCAGCAUCUAUUUUAUUCUAUUUAUUUUUAUUCCAUCAGAGAAGUGAUAUAGCCUGCUCUGACGUCUGCAUCAGAUAUUACCCACUGCUUUUUUUUCCUCCUCCAAUGUGCAUUUUCCCCUCAGUGGCUUUGCGCUGAUCUACAUCAUCAGCAGCAGCAACGAGGAGGAGGAGGAGGGGGGGAGAAAAGAAGAAGAAAAAGAAGAAGAAGAAAAAAUUAGGAAUGACAAUUUUCCCUUUUUUGAAAGCCACCGCUCCCCUUCAGCCGAGCAGCAUUUCCUGCGUAAAGACGCAUCUUUGAGCGGCAUCGCGCUGUGGAGGAGACUGGCGCUCGCUGGAACCAUGCCUCUCCUGCAGAUUUGGACUGGGAAAUUUCAUCCUCCAAUUUGACUGUCAGGAGCUCAGCCAUUCCCGAGAGGAAGAACACUUGUCAUCACUUUUAAAAGUAUUGUGCAUGCUGUUUUUUCCCCUCUCCACUACCACCACCACCACCACCACCACCUCUCUUAUUUCUGAGCAAGAUGUCUGAUCUCCUGGUGUUGGUCGAGGGGCUCUGUGACCUGCACGGAUUUCCAUAGCUGGGGGGGAAACAGCGGGGGCCAAGUAGCAGAUUUGUGAAGAUUGAGAAGCCCAGAGUGAUGAAGGCACCGCAUGCGUCGAUGUAGAUCAGUGCAUCCAUCCUCUUUAAUAGGCAGUUCUUAUUAUUCAUAUUAUUUGUUAAUUGCCAGGUUUUACUUUGUGCAUUUUUGUUUGAGGGGGAGGACCGCUGGACUGGUUGGAUUAUAAAAACUAUAUCUAAGGAUUUGUGGAGAUGUUGGGUCGUCAAGAAGAUAAAUUAUGUGGAAUUUUCUCUGCUCUGGCGGCUUUGUCCUUCGUCUGCUUUGUGCAAAGCUCCUCCACCGGAAACACCGGCAUGUCUGUGGCCAAGACUACCGUGGACAAGUUGCUGAAGGGAUAUGACAUCCGUUUAAGGCCUGACUUUGGAGGUCCUCCGGUCAUUGUAGGAAUGAGCAUCAACAUAGCCAGCAUCGACUCCAUCUCAGAAGUAAACAUGGACUACACCAUCACAAUGUAUUUUCAGCAGAGCUGGAGAGAUAAGCGUUUGGCCUACGGAGAGCUGAACCUGAACCUGACUCUGGACAACCGUGUAGCAGACCAGCUGUGGCUCCCAGACACCUACUUUCUUAAUGACAAAAAGUCCUUUCUUCACGGCGUGACAGUCAAAAACCGUAUGAUCCGACUGCACCCUGACGGCACCGUCUUGUACGGGCUGAGAAUAACAACAACUGCUGCUUGCAUGAUGGAUUUAAGAAGAUACCCGCUGGAUGAGCAGAACUGCACCUUGGAAAUUGAAAGCUAUGGAUAUACUACGGAUGACAUCGUAUUCUUCUGGCAAGGAGGAGACAGCGCUGUGACCGGUGUGGACAAGUUAGAGUUACCUCAGUUCUCCAUUGUGGAACUGCGCCUGGUGUCCAGAGAGGUCAGGUUUACCACAGGUUCAUAUCCGAGGCUUUCACUGAGUUUCAGGAUUAAGAGGAACAUCGGAUAUUUCAUCUUGCAGACGUAUAUGCCCUCCAUCUUGAUCACCAUCCUCUCCUGGGUCUCCUUCUGGAUUAAUUAUGAUGCCUCUGCAGCUAGGGUGGCCCUUGGUGUGACAACGGUGCUUACCAUGACAACAAUUAACACCCACCUUAGGGAGACUCUCCCAAAGAUUCCAUAUGUGAAAGCCAUCGACGUCUACCUCAUGGGCUGUUUUGUGUUUGUGUUCCUGGCCCUGCUUGAAUAUGCCUUUGUAAAUUAUGUGUUCUUUGGCCGGGGCCCUGCGCAGCAGAAGAAGCUCAGUGAAAGGCUCGGCAAAGUCAACAACGAGCGCACGAGAUACGAAGAGAAGCGCCUGAGGGAACAGGACUCCAUUUCCGUGCCGUUUCAAACCAACACCUUCAGGUCAUUUACACAGCGAAGAAAUCUGUAUCUCGAGGAACAAAGAAAAGUUGGGGUGGAUGCCUACGGGAACAUCCUCCUCACCACACUGGACAUGAACAACGAGGUGAUGCCUUCUGACGUGGGGAGCAGCGUCAGUGACUCUCGGAAUUCCGUGAUGUCCUUCGACAGCUCCGGAGUCCAAUUCAGGAAGCCUAUGGCGCCUCGAGAUGGCUACAGCCAUCACUCGCUGGACCGGAGUGCCAUGAGGAGUCGGGCCAACUGCCGGCUAAGACGGCGCUCCUCAAAGCUCAAGUUGAAAAUCCCAAACCUCUCAGAUGUUAGCACCAUUGACAAGUGGUCCCGGGUCAUUUUUCCCAUCACCUUUGGAUUUUUCAACCUAAUCUACUGGUUGUACUAUGUGAAUUGAUGUGCAUCCCACUAGGAAUCAUGGGCCAUAUUUUGAGAGCACAUUAAAUUGGCUUUGAUACAGUUCCAAAAUAUGUAUACACAUAUACAAGUUGAAAAUAUGUAUAUGCAUAUUUCUAUAUAAUAUAUUUAUAUAUACACACAUGUGAAAUCCGAAGGACCUUUCUGCUGUACAAAGUAUUGCUAGGAUGACUUGAAUGUUUACUUGUGCGAGAAGAAUUUCAAGGCUUUGAGUUUUCUUUUUUCCUCCUGAAACUAACAAACAAAUAAAUCCCAUCAGGGGUUUCUGGAACUAAAGACUGCAUGAUAUUUUUGCUAUAAAAGAAAAAAAAAAAGAAAGAAAGAUAAAAAAAAUGUUCAAGAAAAAAGCAAAUGCUCUUGAGAAGGAAAAGAUGUCUCAGAGUCCCGUUGACUUUUUAUCGACUCAGAAAUCCUCCUCUGCAGCUCAUCAAGUCAGUGGUGGCUUGUCUGUUCAGACAUCGGCUGAGUGAGAUCCUUGGCAGAAACCUCCGAAAACCCCCACACUCCUUCUGACCCCACAAACACCGAGACCACCCCAUCCUCACAACCCACCCCUCCCCCAGCCAUCACAUGGAUAACACACACGGAAUACUCCGGUUUUACUAUGUACAGCAACCACGUUUGGAUUAUGUGUUGUUCCUCGGGUUUUUUGAAGUGGUAUUGUUCUCUUUAUUAGGCAUCAACUCUGGCCUGCUGGUCUCCGCGCCGGAGGGGGCCACACGGUUGGGAUGUUUGACCGCUGCACCUCCGCCCCAAAGCUAACACAAACUUGUAUUCCUUUUCAUGUCAUUUUGAGAAAACGCAUCCUCGUGUAGGGGCGGGGGUGGGGAGCCUUUUUUCUUUAGUUUGUUUCGUUCUGUUUUUUAAUAUUCAUCACGGUUAAAAACAAGUACUGAGUAAUGUAGAUAUGAUUUUGUCUUGAAAAAUACUGUGAUUUCCAAGGGUGUCCGAACAUGUUCUAGAGCUUAGGGCAUUAUGAGACGGAAGAGUCAAAGGUUGACGAUGAUACGAAAGAAAAAAGUUUGCAUAUUCUGUACAUUUUAUCAUUCAGUAUUCUCAUGGAAGUAUUCCUGUGCGUGUUUCUUUCCUCUUGACAGUUUAUUCACAUUCUCUAUAGAUGCAGAGUCCAUUCACCUCCCGUCACGCUUUGUGUUAAGAGAAACAGGGGAUUGCCUUUGUUUGUUCUUUGUUUCCAAUUAUUCCUCGGUAAAGACAUCUGUAUUCCAAAAGAUCCGUUUGGCAAGUUGCCAUUUUAGUUUGUUUUGUUUGUUUCUGUUAUUUCUUCUGUGUUCAGGUCGCUGUGUUGUUAGGCAAGACCACUAGGAUGGUUUUGAUGAAUCCCAAGCAGAGAAAACGGGUUCCACAUCUCAUAUUUUGAUGAUCGCACUCCGUAAAAAAAAACAAAAACAAAAAAAAAAAAUCUGAAAAAAAAAAACUUGGUUACACUUGGGGAAAAAAUGUCUGAGAAAUAGCCAUUAAUUGAAUUACGUGAUGACCGAAAUGCCUAUAAUUCAUACUGUUUGUCUCAAAAUUUACACCUACGUUGCAUUUAUGGCACUCAGGUUUAUUUGCAGAGAAAUGAAAAGUGUUUGAACUUGUGUUCUGUUUAGUCCAACUUCAUGGUUUUGUUUUAGAGUUUAAACAGCCAUCAAGUAGGCAGUAAAGACAAAAGAAGACAACAAAAAUGGAUACACUGUUGGAAAGGUUCGCAGGAAAAGACGGGGUACAGAUAAGGUAUAGUUAAAAAAAAAAAAAAACAUCGAAAUUGUCAACUUGCCAAUACAAAAUAAGUGAAUUUUUACAAAAACAAAGAGGGCUGCAGAGUGUCAAGAAAUGGACGUGUCAUGGCUCUGCUGUAGACCGCAUUGGUGUAGCAUGAAUGAGAUGUUUGCAAAAAGAAAUACUGAUCAGAAGCAGUCUCCCCAAGUCAUCGUGAAGUUCGUACAGUGUUGUGGCCUGAGCUGUGAUGUCGUUUCAGUGUUUCUUUUUGUUUACAUCUUAUACAGAGUGCCUUAAAUAAGACGUGUUUAAGAAGCUUAGAUAAAAAAAAAUGGAGAUUAGCAAAAAUACAUGAAGAAACCAGAUUUGUACUAAAAAAAUAAGCUUGAAAGCAGUUUUGGAAAAAUAAAAAACUCAAAAGUGGGUUGUCAGAGCACAUCAAGGAUUUGACACAAAAACAUAGUCGGACUUCCGGUGGACACACAUCAACUAAAAAAGAACAAAAAAACAAUGAAGCGAAGAUGUUGUCUUUUUAUUUCCAUUCUUCUUUCCAUCUUAAAUUUAGCACCUCUCUGCAGUAAAUUGCGACCAAAUGACAUCGUGUGGGACACAAAAGCUUUAUUGUGCUUUCUCCACAUAUGCAGUAGUACUCCCUGACACCUGUGAACUGACUAUGACGAUCCCCUUUAAACUCAUUGUAGACAUCCCUGUGACACGUAUGCUGCAAGCUGAACUUCUGACUCCUGAAGUUCUGUCACGUGAGACACUCAGAUGAAAUACUAGAUGUAAUUCUCUUAUUAGUAUUUAGUUUUUACAGUUAGAUGAGGAGUGGAAUUCUAUAACAUUUAUGGAGUAUUGACUCGUUUACGAUUAGUAUAAUACUUAUGAUGUUUAAUGUAGCAAGGGGUCCCUGCAUUAGGGCUACUUUGGAUGUGACCAUUUAUAUAUAUAUGUUGCUUUUUUAUUUAAUUUGGUUAUUGAUUAAAUUAAUUAGAUGUUACAAGAAUUUAGAAUCAUUCGGAUAAUAUACUAUUUUUUAUUUAUUUAUUGCUCUGCACACUACCAACUUGCCAAACUGUUGAAGUAUAUUUACGAAGACAAUAUGAGGCCAGAGUUUGAUAAAAGCAUGGUCUGGCUCAACCGUGCUCUCUGUGAGAUGCCCGCCGAGUAUUGCAUUUGCAAUGCAAACUAACUUAACAUCAAUUUCUCAUUCAGAGUGCUUUAAGAAUUGUAUACAAACAUACAGUUCAGGUAUUUUUUUUUUCCAAGACACACAUCCUUAAUGAGCCCUAAACAUCCACGGAGGGGAACACAUUAUUAGCCCUUCCAGGCCCACACUAAAACCGCCCAUUCCUAUCCGACAUACUUACAUCCUGCUUUCAGGCCAUUAAAUCAGCACCUUCAUCCCAGAAGCUGUGAGGAUAUUCUGUUUGAAGCUUUCUUUAGAAUAUUUGUCUAAACAAAAGAGGGAGAAUACAUUUCUUUAUUUGUGUGAGGAGUACAGAAGGGUAGGGAAAAAAGGUGUUGAACCGAUUUCAAUGUGAAUUUUCUUGCCUCUAGUGUAUAUGUGUAAUUACAUGUGAAAUGUACUGUAAAUAUAAUAUCUUUCACUGAAUAGUUCUUAAUGCAUGAACAAAAACAUGGCAGUUCGUAAUACCAGCUAGCCUCACUGCUAACGGCAUGGACAGCUUUUCUAGCAUUGGCAUACUUCUGCAAACGAAACCUAAAAGUGAAAAACAUAAAGUACACGGUGUGGGCAAAAUAAUUCGAGGAGUCAACACAAAUUCCUCUUACAGUGAAGGAGUUUCCAGUGGCCUUGAGCUUUUCUGAAUUUGCCUGAUUUUUUCAUUAAGUCUAGGUGUUAGCUUAAACGUUAGCAUGCUAAGUUUUCCUCAGAACGCUUAUAGUGAUUAGUUAAUAGUAAUUCUGCAGAUGGACCGGCAUCCUGUUAUAAGCUUUAUCUUUUCCUGCUUAACUUCAUUUUAUUUUGGCUAAAAAAUUUUAGUCAGAAUGCUUUAAACUGUGAUGAAAAAAGACAAGGACUUAGCAAGAAGUUCUGCUCCCAAGGAGUAACGAACAACACAAUAGAUUUAUUUGUUGAAACAGAUUAAUGAAACUAAUGUAGCUAAAUACCACCACUGUGAUCAAACACAAUAUUUGCCAAUUAACAAGUGAUAACAUAAACCAAUAACAGAAGAAUUAGUGCUCAAUUAAAGUUGCUAAUUUCAAGAAUUGAAAGGUUUCUACCUUGAAUUUUUCAACUUUAUGACGACAAUUCUGAUUAUGUUGAGCUCUAAUGAAGUGAUUCAUGCUCCAUGUGCCUAAAAACAUGAUUCAUCUGUUUAAUAUUUUUCUAUAUAAAAAAAAAGAGAGAACAGUGUUUUUAGAGAGGUCUCCUAUUCUGCUGCUCCACAAGGACGGCUGUGAGUGCCCUUAAACAAGACGCAAACAACUGUAAAAAUUGAUGGGUUUUGUAAUCGUUUCGUUGCCAUCUUGGCAGGAUGUGACAUCACAAACCCCCAACCAUUUCAAAAAGCUUGACAAACAAGUUCAAGAGUUGUUGAAAAAUACCCAGUUAGGCAUUUGUAGAGCAAAAGAAACCGCAAAUCAAGACACAAGCCCUCAUAUCUAGCAGUUACAUUUUUUUUAAUAUAUUUUUAUGUCUAGGUAUGUAGACAAAAAAAGAUUUUGAACCAACCUAAGCAUGCUUACUUUUAUUCUAAAGAUAAAUUAUUUCUCGUUUGUGUAAAUAGUUACUGACUUGAUGACUAACAAGCUCCUAAUAGUAAAUUUUCAUGCUUUUUAAAUACAUUUUAACCAUAAAUUAAAUGCAACGGUAGCAUAUUUUAGUGAGGUGUGCUAAACAAAGAAAAAAAAAAUAGAAAUUCCAAAACACUUUUGCCUCCUGAUACAAAUUUAACUUUUUUGGUGGGUAAAAGCAGGUUAAAUUUUACAGGAUUUCUGAGUAAUUCAUCAAACAUUUUCUGCUCCAAUCCACUGCAGCAAAAUGUCAAAUAUUACAUUUCACAUGGCUGACCCACCAAAGACUCCUCACUGUAAGAAGAACUUUUGUUGUCAUUUUUGCUAUUUUGUACAUACCUUGUAGGUUUUGUUUUGCAUGACCUAAGUUUUAAAAGGUUUAUUUUCCUAUAUUUUUACUCUACAUCAUCCAGUCCAUCUCCACAGCCAGGAAAAUAAAAAAAAAGUAAGAUCCAGUGUUUACAUGCUCAAAUUGCACUUGUUUUACAGCCAGCUCUAUAAAUCUUGUAAAAGAAAUCUUUUGUACAGCUGGAGGACAAAGGUAACCACGGAUCAUGUGAUUCAAGCGAAUCACGAUUAUGUACUUCAAAAAAAUGUAUUUACUGUAAAUCACGCAAUCUGGGAUAGAUGCACCAAGUGCAUGCUGUAGAUUUAUCAGGUUUAGCAUAAGCAUUAACAUCAGACACCCUUCAACUACAAAGGAUGUAAAGGAUGCUCACCAGUAGCAUCUGAACGUAGAAGCCAUGUGAUUGCACACAGAGAGGGUGUUCCCUGAUUUUCUCUUUGAUAGGUUUUCUCUGGUCGUGGCCUCCUAUCAACUACAGUGUGAGGGUCACUCACAAGAGGCUGUGUUGAUUUCUUGCUACACAUCAGUAUUCUGAACCUCCCUCUUUGUGAGGCCCUACCAGAAAGACUGUCUUGUGUUAAACCAGGAAGUAAAAGAACAAAAAAAAGAAGAUUUUUUUCACUAUUUCAAUUAUUUGACAGAGAGAUGAAGAAGCCCACAAUAUACACAGCUCAUUUAUUUUUCUGUAUUAGUAAUUUUGAUUCAUUGAUGUGUUCAUUUUCUGAUUUUUCGCAUUUGUUGCAUUUGUUAUGGAUUGUUAUUCUUACCGUUGUUGUUGUUUUAUCAUGAGAAGGAAAUGUAAUUUCAUCUGAUGUACUGGCACUGAAAGAAAACUGCAUUUGGGUUUUGUACUGUAAAUCGUUUUGUUCACAUUUGGCGCUUAUUUGUUUCAGUUGUUUAAUAAUGAGGUGUUGGAUUUCAUUUGGAGUAUCAGUACUCUUUGGGUUCAACAUUUGUGUAGUACCAAGUUGUAUUUCUUUUUGUCAGUGCAAAUUAAUGUUAUAGUGUCAAUCAGCUUUUUUAGGUGUUUGAACAAAAUGUGUUUUUUACAAAUACAAAAUGUUCAAGUAUGUGGUUUAAAAAAGGGUUAACAUUCAAACAACCGACUUUUUACAAAUAAAGGCUUAUACAGUAAAGAAAGCUAAUGUCUUUUUCAUUUGCCCUUUGUGGACUAAUAUGCAGAAUUUCUUUCCUUUUUUACUUUUUAAACAUUUAUUUUUUGUAUUAGUCCCCAAAAGGUAAAUUCUCUACAAUGUUUGCAACAUAGGUGGAUACAAUCAGGUAAUAUAUUUUCUCAUUUCUGAUUCAAGAAGCUGUCAGAGCUCUGACUUUUUAAGUUGCUGUCUUGCUUUCGAUAAGGACUGUUGAGUAUGAAAACAGCCCGAAAAACAAAAUUUAAAAAGAGUUAAGAUUGUCUUCUUUUAAUUUGAUUACAAAACAUUGCGCGUUUACACCUUCUUUCAUACCCUAUUUCCUGAAUAAAGACGCAAAGUGACUCCUG
This is a messenger RNA of Oryzias melastigma (Indian medaka), 9091 nucleotides long. It is a transcript of the gene gabrb4, whose product is annotated as gamma-aminobutyric acid type A receptor subunit beta4. The coding region runs from base 1207 to 2745 and encodes 512 amino acids. Gene Ontology annotation, molecular function: extracellular ligand-gated monoatomic ion channel activity; GABA-A receptor activity; neurotransmitter receptor activity. The record is from RefSeq and is a predicted model, not a curated record. Gene Ontology annotation, cellular component: membrane; synapse; neuron projection. The transcript has 10 exons. NCBI's taxonomy places the organism in Eukaryota, Metazoa, Chordata, Actinopteri, Beloniformes, Adrianichthyidae. Gene Ontology annotation, biological process: regulation of membrane potential; chemical synaptic transmission; monoatomic ion transmembrane transport.